Messenger RNA from Abrus precatorius (Indian licorice), 1893 nucleotides. RefSeq lists its product as uncharacterized. The coding region runs from base 1 to 1893 and encodes 630 amino acids. Lineage: Eukaryota; Viridiplantae; Streptophyta; Magnoliopsida; Fabales; Fabaceae. The transcript has a single exon. The record is from RefSeq and is a predicted model, not a curated record.
AUGGCCGCCACCCUUCUAGGCCCACCUGAACUCUACACGCCCAAGCCCACCACCACCUCCACGUCAUCAAACCCCACCGCCACGUCAUCAGAGCCAUUCAUAGACCAAAUGGUCUCAAGCUUCAACGCCAUAGCAACCCAACAAAACCCUCCAAUGGGCCUAACAGAAAACAUGUCCCCAACAUUUCUCUCCACAGGAAACCCAUCUCUCGAUUUCUUCUUCCAUGUUGUUCCCGACACACCCCCUCAAACACUCCUCCACAUUCUCCAACUCGCCUGGGCCCACAACCCCCUCACCGCCCUCAAACUCGUUUGUAACCUACGUGCCGUCCGUGGCACCGGAAAAUCCGAUCGCGAAGGCUUCUACGCUGCCGCGCUCUUCCUCCACCGCCACCACCCCAAAACCCUCGCGUUCAACAUCCCCUCCCUCGCCGAUUUCGGCUACUUCAAGGACCUUCCUGAAAUCCUCUAUAGGCUUCUAGAAGGUUCCGAGGCUCGCAAAAUGCAGAAAGAGAAGUGGCAAAAUCGAAAGCGAAAGGCUUCGACCCAGAAAAAGGAAAAGGUGAAAAAUGAGUGUUUGGAGUCCAAAGAAAUUAGGGUGAUGAACGCGAUUAAGAGGGUAAAUGCUGAGAAAGAAAGUGCUCAUCUUUUAAGAGAGGAGAAAAGGGUUUCCAUGGCUAAGAAGCUCGUUGACCGUUAUUCAAACGACCCAGAUUUUCGGUUCCUUCAUGAUCGUAUCUCUGAGUAUUUCGCGGAGUGUUUGAAGCAAGAUAUGCAGUUUUUGAAUUCUGGAUCGGUAACAAAAAUCAGUCUUGCUGCUAAAUGGUGCCCUUCUGUGGAUUCUUCUUUUGAUCGUUAUACUCUGCUGUGUGAGAGUAUUGCCAAAAGGGUUUUCCCUCGUGAGGUUUAUAAGGAGUAUGAAGGGGUUGAGGAGGGGCAUUAUGCUUAUAGGGUUCGUGAUCGGUUGAGAAAGGAGGUUUUGGUGCCUUUGAGGAAGGUUUUGGAGUUGCCUGAGCUGUAUAUUGGUGCAAAUCGUUGGGAUUUGAUUCCUUACAAUAGGGUUGCUUCUGUGGCGAUGAAGUUUUACAAGGAGAAGUUUUUGAAGCAUGACAAGGAGCGGUUUGAGGCUUAUUUGCAGGAUGUGAAGUCUGGGAAGAGUACCAUUGCUGCUGGUGCUUUGCUUCCUCAUGAGAUUAUAAAGUCUUUGGAUGAUGGAGAUGGUGGUGAUGUGGCUGAGUUGCAGUGGAAGAGGAUGGUGGAGGAUAUGCUUAAGAAAGGGAAAAUGAAGAAUUGUUUGGCUGUUUGUGAUGUUUCUGGAAGUAUGAGUGGGAUUCCCAUGGAGGUGAGCGUGGCAUUGGGGAUGUUGGUAUCUGAAUUGAGUGAGGAGCCUUGGAAGGGGAAGGUUAUUACUUUCAGUCGCAGGCCGCGGCUUCAUUUGAUCAAAGGGGAUGAUCUUAAGUCCAAGACUGAGUUUGUGAGGAACAUGGAGUGGGGGAUGAACACUGAUUUCCAGAAGGUGUUUGAUUGCAUAUUGGAAGUGGCUGUGAAUAGGAAUCUGAAGCCGGAUCAGAUGAUUAAGAGGGUGAUUGUGUUUAGUGACAUGGAGUUUGAUCAAGCAUCGGCAAACCCUUGGGAAACUGAUUAUCAAGCAAUUGUUAGGAAGUAUAGUGAGAACGGGUAUGGCUCUACUGUGCCUCAGGUAGUUUUUUGGAAUCUGAGAAACUCAAGGGCCACCCCGGUGCCUGCCACUCUGAAAGGAGUGGCACUAGUUAGCGGGUUUUCUAAGAAUCUACUGACAUUGUUCUUGGAUAGUGAUGGGGAGCUAAGCCCUGUAGAUGCCAUGGAAGCUGCUAUUUCUGGCCCAGAAUAUCAGAAACUAGUUGUGCUUGAUUAA